AUGGAGAAUUUCACUUCCAUGGUUGAUUUUAUGGUGGCGGUUUUGCAUGAAGAUGAACCUGAGUUAACAGCUGCUGUUCAAACGCUCUUAUAUGCAACAUGGGAAGCUCGGAACUCAAUGGUUUUCAAAGGGCGACGCUUGGACGUCGGGGAGGUGCUUCGUAGAUGCUCUACUCUUCAUCCUAGGGACGUCGCGGAGCCCAUUCACCGUUCAGAGGAGGGUACUCGCGCAGCGUCAUGGAAGCGGCCUGAAGUGGGGUUGAUUAAGGUUAAUGUGGAUGCAUCCAUCAAGGAUGGGGUGUGUGGUUAUGGGAUGGUGGCUCGAGAUUCAAAUGGAGAGGUUUUAGGAGCUGCUGCUUUUUACCCAGUUAAUGUUAUUUCCCCCUUGCUUGGAGAAGCCUCAAGUCUCCGUUGGGCAAUGCAAUUGGCUGUGGAGUUUGGAUUUCGAUCGGUGUGCUUUGAGACGGAUUGUCUUCAGCUCUUUACUUGGUGGAAGAAGGGGACAGCUGGUUUAUCUUAUUUAGAUGCUAUUGUUCGUGAUUGUCGUACUUUAAUUCCUGCUUUUAGUUUUUUUGAUUUGCUUUUUGUAAGACGCACUGGCAAUUAUGUUGCAGACUUUUUGGCAAGGAAUGCUUCUGAUUUCCCCAACUCUGUUUGGGUGGAGGAGGUUCCUCAGGCUGCUGAUCACUUGGUGAUCAAUGAUGUAAUGGCGUCAUCACCUGCUUUGAGUUAA
Molecule: messenger RNA, 732 nt
Organism: Lotus japonicus
Lineage: Eukaryota; Viridiplantae; Streptophyta; Magnoliopsida; Fabales; Fabaceae
Exons: 1
Coding region: 1-732 (243 amino acids)
Molecular function (GO): RNA-DNA hybrid ribonuclease activity; nucleic acid binding
Source: RefSeq, a predicted model, not a curated record